AUGGAUUCCAAUCGUUAUCUAGCACCAACCAUCUAUUCUCUCAUAUCCAUAACAAUCUUCAUCACCAUCGCCCAAGCCAUUUGCGUCCCAAUCGGUUCCUCUCGUUCCGACCCCGCUCCCACCCCUAAACCAUCCUAUACUCUCUCCCAAGAUUCCGACGGUUCACCCCUUAAAGACAUCACCGGAAAAAUUGGAGACCUUUUACAUUCCGCCAUAGCAAAUAACCCACUAACCGGAAACCUAGACCCAGCACUAAUGAAAAUGUGUAACGCCACUGAUAAUCAAGAACUCUGCAUUACCGAACUCGUGCCCCUACUUAACGGUAAAAACGAUGCUGAUUCGGUUAUCCGUAUGGCGGUUAAGGCGGCGUCGGAUUAUACAAACUUGGCUUUGAUGGAGGCGGAGAAAUUGGCAGCGGAUCCUUCGAUUUCAAGUAGGUUGGCGGGGAUUUUUACCGACUGUAAAGACAGUUAUUCGGACGCGUUGGAUAAUUUUCAGGAGGCGUUGCAAUCUUUGCCGGCGAAGGAUAGCGGUACGAUGGGGAGUAUGUUGAGCGCGGCGAUAACGGAUUUUAGCGAUAUUGACGAUUUUCUUGAGGGAUAUACUACUACUUUGCCGGAGUAUAAUGCUAAAUUGGUGAAGUUGACGAGCAAUUGUAUAAAUGUCACAUCUGAAGUGCUUCUUGCUAGGAUUUUUGCAGCCACAACUCAAUUUCCUUAG
Molecule: messenger RNA, 720 nt
Organism: Impatiens glandulifera
Lineage: Eukaryota; Viridiplantae; Streptophyta; Magnoliopsida; Ericales; Balsaminaceae
Exons: 2
Coding region: 1-720 (239 amino acids)
Molecular function (GO): enzyme inhibitor activity
Source: RefSeq, a predicted model, not a curated record